This is a messenger RNA of Porites lobata, 1818 nucleotides long. The record is from the annotation of a GenBank genome assembly. NCBI's taxonomy places the organism in Eukaryota, Metazoa, Cnidaria, Anthozoa, Scleractinia, Poritidae.
AUGCUCCGGCUCGGCAACGAUGGUUUUAAUGUCGAGGUCAAGUUGGAUGAGCUCGAGCAGUACGCACGAAGAGACUGUCUCGAAAUAACCGUUAUUCCGGUCGUACCUAAUGACAGCCCAGCGUUGCUGGUGAAGGAAAUGUCUGAGAUUAUGGGAGUGAACUUCAACGAAAACGACAUAUCGAUCGCUCAUCGUUUACCACCAACGAAGAAAGUGAAAGAUCGACUAAUUGUCAAGUUCACUCGAAGAGAGAAAAGAGACGAAAUUUACAGCAAGAGGAAAAACUUCAAAUCUAAGGGACGGACCAUUAGAAAACUCAUGGGAUCGGGGGCGGGCGAAAGUAAAAAAAAUAUUCGCGCAAGGGAAAAUUAAAUGAAAAAAAAUUCAUGCGCGCCAAUUAAUCCUAAAAAAAUAUUCAUGCUAUGGCCUAAAAAAAAACGUACAAGGAGUUUGAUAACAAAAAAAAAUUCCUGCGGCUCGAAAAUUCCCCUCUCCCCCAUAAGUCUUCUAAUGGUCCGUCACUAAGCGGACUUAAGAUCUCCCGUCUGUGGUCUGCGAGCCGGAAUCUGUGGUUGUAAGUCAUAAAGCACAAAUUAAAGUCAUAAAGCGCGACCACAACUACAAGUUUAUUUGGACGGCUAACGGUAAAAUAAUGCUGAAGAAAACGGAGAGCUCCACUACGAAAUGUUUCGUAACCCAUGGGGAAUUCAAAGAGUUCCUUAACGAGCUCAAUUAAUUAGCUAUCAGUUUAAUGACUUCUUUAAACUUAUAUUAUUACGGAGGCAAAAAUGGCUGGUUACCAGGAAAACGUAAGUAGUUGUUGACAAUUUUAUGAUUUAACUGAUAGAGAAUUUCAUGCUAUGGUUGGCAGCUGGCUGGAUAGGCGUCAUGAUCUUGACCUUUACGAUCUCCUCCCAAAUCCAAAUAAAUUCGACGAGUGCGACCCAGAUUUAAUGUUAAAUACCCUCUGCUCAGAAUAUUAUUCAGUCGGUAGCUUUAAUAAAAUGCUUGUAAAUUCAGCCGCAAAAUCUUUUUCAAUUCUUCACUUGUAAUAUUAGAAGUUUAUCUAAAAACUGAAAUCUAUUAGAAGAACUAUUAUGCUCCCUUGACUCCAAGCUGGAUAUACUUGCAAUUACAGAAACUAAAUUAGGUGAGAAGUCUAUUUCUAAUGUAAAUAUCAAAGGCUAUAAUUUUUUUCAUACGGACUCGCCAACAAACGCAGGUGGAGCUGCUUUAUAUACAUUGUGUAAAGCUAAUAAUCUUAAAGCUGUACCUAGGCCUGACAUUAGAUUUGACAUAGCACUAGUUGAAUCCUGCUGGGCAAAAAUUGAUGCUGGUUAAGGUAUAAAGAAGAUCAUAAUAUGUUGUAUCUACAAGCAUCCCACUUGUAAUUUAGCACAGUUUCACAACCAACUAAAUGAUAUAAUCAAAACAACUAAUCCCAAUAGAUACGAAAUUUACAUCUUUGGAGAUAUGAAUAUAAAUUUCCUGAAAUUCAAUGAACAUACUCAAACUGAAGAGUUUUUAGAUAUGCUUUAUGCCAAUAACAUCUUGCUGAUCAUUACUAAACUACGAGGCUUACUGAUCACACAGCACUGUACAUAUACAAAUUUUUUACUAAAUUUCACAGCAGGAAUCCUGACAGUUGAUAUAACAGAUCAUCUUCCGAUUUUCUGCUUAGUCAGAACCCAGCCUACACGGAAUAAUAGUAACAAAAAAUAUUUUCGAGACUACUCUAAAUUUAAUAAAGAUCUGUACUUAGAUGAUAUAAAACUGAUUGACUGGCACGAAAUCCUCAACCCAGAAAAGAAUCUAUAA